Tachysurus fulvidraco (yellow catfish) is the source of this 2112-nucleotide messenger RNA. It is a transcript of the gene cenpo, whose product is annotated as centromere protein O. Lineage: Eukaryota; Metazoa; Chordata; Actinopteri; Siluriformes; Bagridae. The record is from RefSeq and is a predicted model, not a curated record. The transcript is spliced from 6 exons. The coding region runs from base 120 to 962 and encodes 280 amino acids. Gene Ontology annotation, cellular component: Mis6-Sim4 complex; kinetochore.
CAUUUUGACGCUCUUGAGCGUAUUUACCUCUGACGUCUACUUUCGCGUGACUUCACGUCCAUGUUGGAAUUGAGGAAGGCGGCAGAUUUGAAGACUAAAGGAAUAAAACACUUUAUCAAAUGGACAACGUAAGACAAAAAGGUGUGUUUGAUCACCUGAUGAUGUUAGAGAGGACGGAAGCUGCAGGACUGCAAAGACGUCUGGAUGAACAUCUGGAGGAACUUCCUACAACAGCAGCAACACUUCGUGCAAAAAGAGACCGAAUCCGUUGGGAAACAUCUGACAUAAAGAAUCUGAAUGAUAAAAUGGACCAGGGGCUGCCGCUAGAUGAUGAAGCAACUGAGGCAAAAAUCAAACAAUAUUUGCUGAUGUCCCGGUGUGUGCAACUCAAGGAUCUUCAAACUGCCCAUCGACUCAUUGCUGGAUACAACAUGGUAGAGAGCAAACAAGGCAAAAGUGUGUGUGUGUCAUUUCACACUGCCUUUGAAGGUGUUUGCCUGGAAACCUAUUAUAUGGAGGUGGACCUCACCCGCAAGGUGCAGAUCAGUCGUCAUAACAUCCCCCCAUGUAUCCCACUGGAGAAACUCGCCAAGGAAUAUCUACAGAAUGAUUUUAAAGGCUUUCUUCAAACACUCAACCUACACCUCAAUGCUUUAGCUGGACGCAAACAGCAGAUUUCCCUCAUCGAGGAACUCCUUGGGACAGUAGAAAUCAUUGAGAAAAAUCAAUUGUGCAACUUUCUUGCCCUCAUGUGCAACACCCCAGCAGAGAGCGAUGAUGCUGUUCUGUGUACGCUGGAGUAUGGUGACCUCACCCGAUGUCUCCCUACUCGCGUUGUUAUUGACAGCGAAAAUAAAACACUUAUAGAAUCUCCACGGUGGAAGGAUAACCAAGUGUUGCUCAUGGAGACUCCAGUUCACAGUGCUCUUUCGAUCAUGAGAAAACUGGGAAGCAUUUCAUGAACAAACAGAAACUAAUUCAAAAGACAUUCAUGUUUACACAGUCCUUUGGUUCCCUUUCACACAGUCUUUAAAUAAAGGAUGUGCCAUUUUUCAGCUAUUUAGCAAAAUUGAGCUGGUCUAAUUAGUAGCAGCAUGUAACCACUGAAGUCUUGUGUCCACAACUUCCAAACACAAUAUGUUUGGAUUUCGAACAUGUUCUGAAUAAAAAGUAUUCAUAUGACUAACAUUAACCUACAAACAAAAGGGCAGGAAAAAACACAUUUGGUUCUUACAUAAUAUAGUAUAUUUAUAGUGUUUAUGUGUGGUUAAAUUGUUUCUAACUUGUUGAAGAAAAUCUGCAUUUUAAGUUGCAGUUUUUCUCUGUACAGUUGUUUCUGACUUUCCAUCUUUUGCCUUUUUUGUUCUUCUUGGAUUUCCAGUUCUUUCUGGGAAAUGCUAUCGAUUAAGGCCAAGUCCUUUAGAUACAGGAUGGACAACUGUUUCGAUUCAGAAGUCUUUGGCCGAGCAGACAUGGCUGAUUUCAGGAGCCUUGUUCCUAGCAUCUGUUCACUUUGAUUUGAGAAUGCUUUACCUGAAAACAUCCUCCUGCCUGCUGAGUUUGGAAGCCGAAUAUACUGAAGAUCGCUUUUUGUCGUCCUUGUCGUUGAUAUGGCUCUCAUUGUGUUAGUAACAGUUGCACGAGGUUCACAAACUCUUAAAUGCAGUAACUUUUUGUGUUCUCUCAGUAGACAUUCUCUGUCUUGAUGAAGCAGUUUGAGAUCCAGUUUGUAUUUUCUGUGAAUUUGUUCCAGUUUCGACUGAAGAUCAAUGUCUUCUUUGUGAUUUUUUUGCCUUGUGUCAAUAUACAGCAAAAUAUUUGAUUUUCUAAGUUUUGCCUUUGACGUCAUAUGUGUAAAAAUGUUAUCCUGAAGCACAAGAGAAAAAUUAGAUGAUUGCAUGUUGUUCUUUAUAUUUUACAGAUUUUGCAGUACAUGUGUCUAUUUUGUACAAAAAUAAGAAAUAUGAUUAACAUACCUUAACUUGCAUCCUUUUUCCUCAAAUAAAACUGGUCUGGAUAUUCUUGUUUUGUGAGGCCAAUGGUACACAAAGACAGACUGAUUGUGACUGCUGCUAUGACACUUGCCUUAGUAAACAGUAUUAUUUGGUUGAA